This is a messenger RNA of Diutina rugosa, 924 nucleotides long. RefSeq names its product 6-phosphofructo-2-kinase. The coding region runs from base 1 to 924 and encodes 307 amino acids. NCBI's taxonomy places the organism in Eukaryota, Fungi, Ascomycota, Pichiomycetes, Serinales, Debaryomycetaceae. Gene Ontology annotation, biological process: fructose metabolic process; fructose 2,6-bisphosphate metabolic process. Gene Ontology annotation, molecular function: 6-phosphofructo-2-kinase activity; ATP binding. The transcript has a single exon. Gene Ontology annotation, cellular component: cytosol. The record is from RefSeq and is a predicted model, not a curated record.
AUGUACUCGCUCUACGAACCAGGCCCCCCCGUGUUGACGGAGGCGGUCCCUUUGGAGGUGCUGGAUAUCACGCUGAAGCUCGUUAAAGAACGCGAGAUCCACGACCGCCUCAAUACCAAGAUCGAGCGUAUGCGCUUCCACCAGGACCUGGCGUACACGCUGGAAGACCUGGACAGCAGCGCCCCCAGCGCCGACGACGAAGACGCGGCGGCGAAAAUCAUCUUCAUGCUUGUGGGAUUACCGGCGCUGGGCAAGCUGACGAUCUGCAAGCAGCUCAACCGCUACUUCAACAAGCACCAUUUUACUCUGGGGAUCUACAACGCCGGCGACGUCCGCCGCCAGCUCGUGUCGUUUGAGAACUCCGAUUUUUUCGAUCCUAACAACGCUGCUGGCCAACGUGAGCGGGAACACUUUGCCGACAUCACCGUGAACAACUUGGUGCGCGAUCUCAAUAGCGGCGACAUCCAGAUCGGGUUUUUGGACGCCACCAACACCACGAUCAUGCGCCGCAAGCGCAUGGUCCACAAGCUCGUCGACGAAGUGGACAACCCCAAGAUCGUCGUGAUGAACAUCCAGUGCAACCAGCCGGAGUUGGUCAAUUUCAACAUCGCGUGCAAGACGAAGAAUGCCGAUUACGCUGAGCGUGACUACGAGGAGGCCAUCAACGACUUCAAGCAGCGGUCGCUCCACUACAUCCACAUGUACGAGCCCAUCACUCCCCGCGAGUUGGUCAACUACCCCAUCGACUUGUACAUCGACUACCAGAACGGCGGCGAGGUGUUUGACCUCAACCGGUUCGACCACCUCAACCCGAAAUUUAUGGCGUUGAUGACGAAGUUUAAGGACAGCUACGAGGAGAAAUUUGGCCGCGAAUACUUGAAGCGCGUGAACAGCUUCAACAACUUUAUUAAGAAUUUGGCGUAA